Penicillium malachiteum is the source of this 2283-nucleotide messenger RNA. RefSeq names its product putative ubiquitin fusion degradation protein (Ufd1). Gene Ontology annotation, molecular function: polyubiquitin modification-dependent protein binding. The transcript has a single exon. Gene Ontology annotation, cellular component: VCP-NPL4-UFD1 AAA ATPase complex. NCBI's taxonomy places the organism in Eukaryota, Fungi, Ascomycota, Eurotiomycetes, Eurotiales, Aspergillaceae. The record is from RefSeq and is a predicted model, not a curated record. The coding region runs from base 1 to 2283 and encodes 760 amino acids.
AUGGCAGACAAUCUAGUAUGGUCAGCCCAACUGGCUGUAGCUUCUUCAAGUUCACAGCAUGCAUCCAAAUUACCAGGCGACAAGAUUAUUCUACCCCAAUCUGCUCUAGAACAACUUCUCGCCGCGGCACCGCUACAAGCCGUAUCUUCGAACCCUCGCGUGCAGACCGUAGCCUUCGAUCCCUUUAACCCUCACACAUUUGCGGCCGAAACUCGAGCUCGUCAGCAAGCUGAGCACAGACAACAGCAACUUCCUCAUCCGCUUACAUUCCGAAUUGUGAAUCCUCAGAAUGAUCGCUUUGUGUAUGCCGGAAUCCGGGAGUUCUCCGCUGAGGAGAAUGAGGUUGUGCUGAGUUCUUUGCUCCGUGAAUCUCUCGGGAUUCAGGAUGGGGAAGAAGUCAACUCGGAGACAGAUGGAGUGAUACCACAGGCGGCUGGGGAACAAGAGUCGUCAACUACAUCAAUCCCAUAUGUAACUGUACAUGCGAAGCAACUGCCCAAGGGCACGUAUGUGCGGUUACGGCCUUUGGAAGCUGGAUAUGAUCCUGAAGACUGGAAGGCAUUGCUGGAGCGACACCUGCGCGAUAAUUUUACAACUUUGACUGUUGGCGAGCUAUUAAAUGUUCCAACGCGCAAUGAGGCGUUUCGAUUCUUGGUCGAUAAAGUAUCUCCAGAGGGAGAUGGAAUUUGUGUCGUGGACACCGACUUGGAAGUGGAUAUUGUCGCUUUAUCGGAAGAGCAAGCGCGAGAGACUUUGCGGAAACGACUAGAACGCGCAGCGCGAGCACCUGGAACCACGAGUGGGAGCUCGGUUGGUGGUGUUCUCACCCUUGGAGAGGAAGUUGAAGCCCAGGUUUUACCUGGUGAAUACGUGGAUUAUGAGCUUCGAGCAUGGACUUUUUCAGAUACGCUCCAGGUCCAAGCUAUCAGCGAUGAUCCGAGCAUUGCUCUUUUUGUGAGUCCGUUCAGUGCUCAUCAACAAGGACGACCUCGGGCGGACAUGCAUGUCUGGGGAGACUUUUCAACUCAGUCUUCUAAGCAAAUGAAGAUUCAAUCAACGAAUGUGGCUCUUGAAGGUGCAGAUGCUCUUUACGUUUCGGUUCACGCUCUAUCUUCUGGAUCUGAGGGUGCGGCUACACAGUCGCCAGUACCAUAUCGCCUGCGAAUAACUGCUGGUCAGGCUAGUACAGAGGAAAACCAAGAGGGCGCAGAUGAGUCUCACGAACCCGAUGAUGUACAGUGUCAAAAUUGUCGGCAAUGGGUACCACAACGAACGUUAGUUCUUCACGAGAACUUCUGUCUACGAAACAAUAUCCUCUGUUCUCAGUGUCAUCGUGUCUUCCAGAAACGAUCUCCCGAAUGGGAAAACCACUGGCACUGUCCGCAUGACUCGUCUCAUGGUAACGACCCAAGCAGCAAAGUCACCCAUGAUUCUAUUUUCCACCAAUCGUGCAAGUGUCCAGACUGUCAGGCCGAGUUCGAAGGACUUCCCUCUCUAGCACAACACAGAACCACCGAGUGUCCAGGAAAACUGAUCAUGUGUCAAUUCUGCCAUCUAAUUGUACCUCAGAAGGGUGAUUCAGAUCCCGAUCUCCUCGAUCCAGAAGUGAUGUUAUCCGGUCUAACCCCACACGAGCUGGUCGAUGGAGGUCGAACCACCGAAUGCCAUUUAUGUGGGAAGAUCACUCGACUACGAGAUAUGAACACCCAUCUCCGACACCACGACCUAGAGCGUCUAUCCCGACCAUCACCACGGAUCUGCUUAAACCAGAAUUGCGGCCGUACACUCAGCGCAAGCAAACAUUCGCUCGGUUUAUGCAGUAUUUGCUUUGGGCCUUUGUAUGUGGAUACAUAUGAUCCGGAAGGAAAAGCUCUCCGUCGUCGCAUUGAACGACGAUAUCUCUCACAAUUGAUGACUGGAUGUGGUAAAGCGUGGUGUCAGAAUACGUAUUGCAAAACUGGAAAGCAGAAUAUUAUGCAAGUUACAGAAAGUGACGCGAUGAGCGUGGCUGAUAUCAUGAAAAACACACGCCCGCUCGUCGAUGCCAUCAAUGUGAAGCCAGACGUGCCAAACGACUCUUCAUUCUACCUCUGUACGGAUGAGACGGGACAGACUCGUCGCAAUUUAGCGGAGAUGAUCUCGGCUGAAGGGUCGAUGGAUGGUGGUAAAGGAUAUGAUCUUGAAUGGUGUAUUGCUGGUGCCGAGGCGUCUUCUGGUGAUUUGGAGAAGACUAGAGAAUGGUUGGCUAAAUGGGCACCUGCUCGGGGUGAGGCUAUGCCAUAG